Molecule: messenger RNA, 279 nt
Organism: Ceratotherium simum simum (southern white rhinoceros)
Lineage: Eukaryota; Metazoa; Chordata; Mammalia; Perissodactyla; Rhinocerotidae
Gene: UQCR11
Product: ubiquinol-cytochrome c reductase, complex III subunit XI
Biological process (GO): mitochondrial electron transport, ubiquinol to cytochrome c
Cellular component (GO): mitochondrial inner membrane
Source: RefSeq, a predicted model, not a curated record
GCCGCGCCUGCGCAGUGCGUCUGGGCCAGGCGGGGCCGGGGUCACCCUGAGCUGGGGACGGCGCCGCGAUGCUGAGCAGGUUCCUGGGUCCGCGCUACCGCCAGCUGGCCUCGAACUGGAUUCCCACGGUGAGCAUGUGGGGCGCCGUGGGCACCGUGGGGCUGGUGUGGGCCACUGACUGGCGGCUGAUUCUGGACUGGGUGCCCUACAUCAACGGCAAGUUUAAGAAGGACGAUUAAUUCCACUGACCCUCGGUGGAGCCCUCUGGUAAGCACUGGC